Musa acuminata AAA Group (dessert banana) is the source of this 1389-nucleotide messenger RNA. RefSeq lists its product as uncharacterized. The transcript has a single exon. The record is from RefSeq and is a predicted model, not a curated record. Lineage: Eukaryota; Viridiplantae; Streptophyta; Magnoliopsida; Zingiberales; Musaceae. The coding region runs from base 1 to 1389 and encodes 462 amino acids.
AUGGCUCAUAAAAUGAUACUCGCUUAUGUUCUCGUGGUGUUUUUAACACUGUCUAAAGGGCUUGUUUGGGGGAUUCGUGGUGUGGGUUCAAACACAAUCCAUGAUCCUUCCUCAGAUAUUAUGCAUGAGUUUCGAGAGAUAAAGGAAUUAGUAUCACCGUCUGCUCCAACUCCGAUCAUUAAUCCUUAUGGAGAGAUCAAGAGAUCAAUGCUUUUUGGUUCGAAUUUGAUCCAUAAUCUUUUUGAAGAGAGCAAGAAAUCAGUGCCUUCUGGUCCGAACCCAAUCCACAAUCCUUCUGGAGAGAUCAAGAGGUCAGUGCCUUUUAGUUCAAAUUUAAUCCAUAAUCAUUUUGAAGAGAGCAAGAAAUCAGUGCCUUCUGGCCCGAACCCAAUUCACAAUCCUUCGGGAGAGAUCAAGAGAUUAGUACAUUUUGGUUCAAAUUCAAUUCAUAAUCCUUUUGAAGAGAGCAAGAAAUCAGUGCCUUCUGGUCCGAACCCAAUCCAUAAUCCUUCUGGAGAGAUCAAGAAGUCAGCAUCUUUUGGUUCGAAUUCAAUUCAUAAUCCUUUUGAAGAGAGCAAGAAAUCAGUGCCUUCUGGUCCGAACCCAAUCCAUAAUCCUUCUGGAGAGAUCAAGAAGUCAGUGUCUUUUGGUUCGAAUUCAAUUCAUAAUCCUUUUGAAGAGAGCAAGAAAUCAGUGCCUUCUGGUCCGAACCCAAUCCACAAUCCUUCUGGAGAGAUCAAGAAAUCAAUGUCUUUUGGUUCGAAUUCAAUCCAUAAUCCUUUUGAAGAGAGCAAGAAAUCAGUGCCUUCUGGUCCGAACCCAAUCCAUAAUCCUUCUGGAGAGAUCAAGAAGUCAGUGUCUUUUGGUUUGAAUUCAAUCCAUAAUUCUUUUGAAGAGAGUAAGAAAUCAGUGCCUUCUGGUCCAAACCCAAUCCAUAAUCCUUCUGGAGAGAUCAAGAAGUCAGUUUCUUUUGGUUCGAAUUCAAUUUAUAAUCCUUUUGAAGAGAGCAAGAAAUCAGUGCCUUCUGGUCCGAACCCAAUCCACAAUCCUUCUGGAGAGAUCAAGAAGUCAAUGUCUUUUGGUUCGAAUUCAAUCCAUAAUCCUUUUGAAGAGAGCAAGAAAUCAGUGCCUUCUGGUCCGAACCCAAUCCAUAAUCCUUCUGGAGAGAUCAAGAAGUCAGUGUCUUUUGGUUCGAAUUCAAUCCAUAAUCCUUUUGAAGAGAGCAAGAAAUCAGUGCCUUCUGGUCCGAACCCAAUCCAUAAUCCUUCUGGAGAGAUCAAGAAGUCAGUGUCUUUUGGUUCGAUUUCAAUCCAUAAUCCUGUUGAAGAAAGCAAGAAAUCAGUACCUUCUGGCCCGAAUCCAAUCCAUAAUCCAUCUCGAGAGAUCUAG